AUGCCUUCACCGAAGUGGGCGCCCUGCCAGGUGUCGCCAGCUGACCGGCGGGCCGCUGUCGGCGUUACGCAACGGGCGACUGGCGGUCGUCCAGCGCUGGACGCUGUGCUCUGCCCAUUGUUACGCCCGUCACACGCCGGGCCUUGCGUAACGCCGCGCUGCGCUGGACUACCUGUUGUCCGGCGAUGGCUCGCGCCGCGCGCGUGUUGGGCGCUGCGCUUCCGCGAGCGCGCCCGCUAUAAGAACCCGCCGGCCGUAGCCCGGGGCACUCCGCCUCCGACGAGCACCGCAGACAUGUACAAGCUGAGCAUCGUGCUGGUGGCAGUGGCGCUGUGCGCCGUGCAGGCGGCCCCCGCCCCCAAGGCGUCGCCCGGCCUGCUGGCGGCCGCCCCCGUGGCCUACGCGGCCGCCCCCGUGGCCUACGCCGCCCCCGCCGUGGUGACGGCGCACAGCUCUCAGGUGGUGGCGCAGAACUUCCACGCGCCGCUCGUCGCAGCCGCCUACGCCCUGCCGGCCGCCAUCCACGCGCCCGCCGCCGCCUUCGUGCUGUGA
Molecule: messenger RNA, 552 nt
Organism: Schistocerca americana (American grasshopper)
Lineage: Eukaryota; Metazoa; Arthropoda; Insecta; Orthoptera; Acrididae
Product: cuticle protein 38-like
Exons: 3
Coding region: 1-552 (183 amino acids)
Source: RefSeq, a predicted model, not a curated record